CUGCAGAUGUCCUGUAGUAUGGCAGGUGAAGAGGACUUCUUUUUGGAAGAAAAAAGAUUCAAGCAGUACUGUGAAGAAUUUAUUAAACAUUCACAGCAGAUAGGAGAUGGCUGGGAGUGGAGAACUAGCAAGGACCUUGGUGAUGGUUAUCUUAGUAAAACACACUUCCAAGUGAGAAACAGAAACACCCUACCAGAUCUCAAGGAGAAAAACAAUGAUACCAAUGAAAAAACAUUAUUUACACAUGUUGAAGAGUCUUUGGAUGAUUCUCAAGCAGCUGGAGUUUGUGCAACAGAAGAAGUGAUCCGCUAUGAAUAUCAUGUCUUGUACUCCAUCAGUUACCAAGUGCCUGUGCUUUAUUUUAGAGCGUGCUUUUUAGAUGGAAGACCUUUAACUCUGGAUGAAAUAUGGAAAAGUGUUCAUGCAUGCUACCAGCCUCGUCUGCUGGAAGGGCCCUGGGACACUAUUACACAGCAGGAGCACCCCUUACUUGGGCAGCCAUUUUUUGUUCUGCACCCCUGCCGGACUAAUGAAUUCAUGUCUUCUAUACUGACUGGUUCACAGAAACCUAACAGAAACACAAAUUACGUUAUAUUGUGGCUCAGUAUUGUAGGCCCAGUUGUGGGUCUAAAUCUGCCCCUGAGUUAUGCAAAACUAGUGCCUGAGCAGAGUGCAAGUGAUGAUUCAGUUGAAAGUACUGACUUGGUGAUGAGGUUUGACUUGGCUCAUCCUUGUUUGAUUUCCUUUGACAGUGUUGGUAACACAAGUUAUUACUGGGCACUGACAGAAUCCACAGUCACAUUUGCUAGAGGAAUCCUGGUGCCCAAGUGUUGA
Molecule: messenger RNA, 834 nt
Organism: Merops nubicus (carmine bee-eater)
Lineage: Eukaryota; Metazoa; Chordata; Aves; Coraciiformes; Meropidae
Gene: ATG10
Product: autophagy related 10
Exons: 7
Coding region: 7-834 (275 amino acids)
Biological process (GO): protein lipidation; protein modification by small protein conjugation; macroautophagy
Cellular component (GO): intracellular anatomical structure
Molecular function (GO): Atg12 transferase activity
Source: RefSeq, a predicted model, not a curated record